Messenger RNA from Plasmodium cynomolgi strain B, 9810 nucleotides. RefSeq lists its product as hypothetical. The record is from RefSeq and is a predicted model, not a curated record. Bases 3106 to 9810 code for a protein of 2234 amino acids. The transcript has 7 exons. Lineage: Eukaryota; Apicomplexa; Aconoidasida; Haemosporida; Plasmodiidae.
AUGAACACGUUUAACAGUAUCGUGGCUCCUUACAUCGGAAACGUAGAUAAGGGAAGCAAUUUAAACAGCUCACGUGGGUUUUAUGGGGAUUAUUCGUCUAAAGGGUUGAUUCAGAGUUAUGACAGGAAUAGGGUUGGGUCGUGUGUGCAGUGUGCUUAUUGGGGGAGGAAUGCAGACAGUGAGGGAGGCACUGUGGAUGCGGGCCUUUUAAACAAGGUGUCGGGGCCGUUCCUGGGCUACGGCGUUUAUUCGGCGAGCGGAGGCACCCAUCCCAGCGCGAGCGCGAAGAGUGCCUUGAUUAACAUCAGCUCAGUAAGCCAUCCUCCAGAAAACGCUAAUGUAAAUUUCAACGCAAGGGAGAACUUGAGUUUUAAUGCAGGCAGAGCUUAUGGGAAUUCCAUCGCACAGAGGCUGAACUACGGCUCAGGCGAGGGUGUGAGCGGCUACUUGGGCAGCAUCGUGGCGGAGCGCGCGAGCGGGGCUUUCCUCCAGCCGUUUGGAGAAGGAGUCACGAGCGUGGGUAGCCAGGUUAGCAGCGUGGCGGGACUGCCAAGCAACGCGGUGAGUCUCCCUAGCAACGUGGCGGGACUGCCUAGCAACGUGGCGGGACUGCCUAGCAACGUGGCGGGAUUGACUAGCAACCCACUGUCGACGCACCCCCUCGACGCAAACGCGAACGCCUUCCAGCCUCUAAACGAACGUGUGAGAUCAAAUGGGGAAAGCACCACUCUCACUCACACGCACCCGUCGAAUGCAGCUCACAGCGCGUACGAUUAUAUAACCCUAAAUCAACUGCGCAGCAGACAGUACACAACACCGUUCAAUUACCCAACCCUAAAUGGGUGUCUCUUAAGGAGCUUGAACUCGAGCACCGGCAACAGCGUAACAGAGUUAAAUAUGAAAACGAACGGGCGUCAGAAGAAUACGACAAGUGGGUCGUUCCCCUCGGAUGGGAACCCCUUUCAGUCUUCGGGCAUUGGCCUCUCCGGGGGGGAGAACAUAGACUCAGGUGCUGCUGUGAACGCCAAUCGGAUAAGCAUGGCUAUGCCUACCAUAAGUGUAGUCUCGCCACACCCAAGUUCGACAACACAGACUGCGUGUCUUACAGCACCGGGUAUAUGCAUGGGUGCGCCCAUUCCAUGUGUCACCUCGCCUAACGUACAAAUUAAUGGUGUAACCCCGGGGAGGGGAGGAGGAUUAAAUUUAAAACCGUUGGGAACCUACCCAGAGGCACCACACUCUCUUGGCGAUGUCGAAAUGAAGAACAUUAUUUACAGGAAUGGGGUGAACCAGAAGAGCUUCACUAACGAGGCGAAUUCGCACAGCUGUCUAAGAGUGAACAAUGAGGUGAUGAGGACGACUUUAGGAGGCGCCAUGGGCAUGGGGAAAACGGGGCGGAACAGCCACUCCUACGUCAGGGGGAAUACCAACGAGUCGGUGGGCAGUCACGCGGGAAGGAGCAGCAACACGGGAAGGAGUACUCACACGGGAAGGAGCAGUCACACGGGAAGGAGCAGCCACACGGGAAGGAGCAGCCACACGGGAAGGAGCAGCCACACGGGAAGGAGCACGCACACGGGAAGGAGCACUAACACAGGUCGGAGCAGCCACACGAUGUACCCUGCAAGUGCGCCCAGAAGGGACGAAUACGGAGAGGCAUAUGGAGGGCCCCCCCUGGACAGGGACCUUUUAUAUGCACAAAAUCGCAAGUCGUACACUCAUACGAGCGAAGCGAUAGAGCCAGGAUGCUACAAAGAAGGGAUCAUAACUAGUCGGAUGAGUCGACCCAUCGAUGGGUACACCCACUUGAGGGAACGGAAGAUACUAAAUAAGAGAAGCUACGAUUUGUUUGCCCACAGUGCUAAUGGGCCACGUGAAAAAAAAGGCUUCAACAGCUUCCAUUAUGCGCCAAAUCACUGUGAGUGAAUGGAGGCGAGUGGAUUGGUCGACACGGAUGGAGACGCCGAUGUGAACAGUGGUGGUGGCGGAAGUGGUAGUGUCGGAAGUGGUAGUGGCGGAAGCGGUAGUGACGGAAGCGGUAAUGGCGGAAGCGGUAGUGGUGGGCCGGGGGAGCUGCACAGGAAGGAGAUAAAGAAUCGCACGAGGAAGGAAAAAAAUGGACAGGGCGGCACUUCAGGAAAGACAAAACGGGCAGGUGGAGCGAAAGUGAGUAUAAAGGGUGUGGCGAAGACCAGCGAAGAGAAGCGGGGCGAGGUGGAUAGCGAAGGGGGGGAAGAGCGUAUCGGAAAUGAGGACGACGAUGAGGAGGAGGAGGAGGAAGGCGGCGAUAAGGACCAUGAGGCGAAUGAUGCAUCCGCUAAGGAGCUGCCCGAGGGCGCGGGGAAGAGUGCCACUAGCGACGAGCAUUCGGGCAACGACCUGAGCACUGACAGCGAAGAGUUGUAUGGAAGCAUGAGCUCGAGUGAUGACAGUGAGAAGGAUGGCUUUCACUCUGCAGAUGGGGCCUCCGCCGAGGAGAAUUUCGAAGUCGGUGAGGAGGAGGUGGAGGACAGCGAUAGCGAACGUGGAAGUGGUCGCGGAAGUGAUCGCGGCAGUGAUUGCAGAAGUAGUCGUGGUAGUGUCCGUGGCAACCGCAGCGAUGGCGAAGUGGGGGAAGCACGGUCGGGGGAGGGUGCCCCGCCGCAGAAGGACACAGAGGCGAAGAAAAAAAAAAGCAAAAUAGAGCAACCGAAUGCAGUGAAGCGAGAGCCGAACGUGUCGUGUGAGAAUGAACAGAAGGACGGCACGGCGGGAGAAGAGAAGGACGAAACAGAGCAGAGCUCGUCAUCUGCAGGAUGCACAAGCGACACGGAAGGGACCGAAAGUGAAACGGCUUCAAACUACGAAUCCGCGGAGGAGAGCUCGGAGUACCUCCUAGACUGCUCGUCGGACGAGAUCACCAGAACGGAAGGGUCCUGCCAAGGAAGCGGUAACAGCGAGGUGCCCGUCGGGGGAGAGGCGAGCCCGGCUAGAGGCGCGAUAGGCAGCGAAGUUGGAAGUGGAAUAGGCAGCGCAGUAGGCAGCGAAGUAGGCAGCGGAAUGGGCAUCAGAAUAGGCCGCGGAAUAGGCAGCGGAAUGGGCAGCGGCGUACGAGCAGCGGGGUGAAUGGACUAUAUCCACACAAACGAAAUCCUGAAGAAAAUAAAAAAAAAUGUAAAAAAAAAAAAAAAAAUAAAUAUAUGUGAAUGGAUUAUUCUGUUAUCAUACGUAUUUUACAAAAAAUCUCGUUACCUAGAUUUCAAUAAAAUUUAUUUGUAUAAUACCAUGAAAAGAUUAUCUCCAUUUCUUUUGAAAUUAAACAGAAGAUGUAACGACAUGGAAAUAAUAACUCUCUUCUUUUACUUGAGCAAGAUCUUCAUCCUAAACGAUAACUUUAUUUUUAGAGUGAAUAUUUUUUUGUUUAAUUGGUUCAUUCUUUAUGUUUAUAAAAUGAAAUUAAAAAGUGUCCAUUUUAUUGAGGACAUAAAUUUGUUAAUAAAUUUUUUUUGUGGAUUUUUGAUAAAUAAAAAAUUUCUGAAUUAUUCUCUUUUAUUUCUCAUCAACGUAGUUUUGCAGAAUGCUCGAGGGAAAUGUUUUUAUUUUGGGAGGAACUUCAACUAUGUGUGUUCUUUGUAUGUCUCUUUGUUUUCCAAAAUUAUUUGCUUGGCUGCUCGGUAUAGGGGUGCACUGAGAAGACAGCGGCGGGGAGGUCUUCUCACCAUGCGGGGGGGGAACAACAUCACGGGUGGUCAGAGUGAGAGGGAGGCAAGUAAGCGAGAGUUUCCAAAAUGUGAAACGUUUAAAGUCGAGCCACGCACAGAUGGGAUGGCCGACCUGAGAGACCCAACGAAUGAGUACACCCUCAGCGGAGGGAUCCUCCAAAAUGGCGAACAAGCCGAGGUGACAAAAGGGGACGCGGAGCCAGAGGUAGGAAAGAUAACCUCGCUAAAGGCAACCGCUCCGAAGUUAACCACAGAAAUACCCGCCGCGCUGAAGCUAACCGCCUCCAAACGGCAGGACCUCAUCCUCCUGUACGUCCUCUACGCUUCAAGAAACAACUCCUCCAUUUACGUGAACCUCCUGAAGCAUAUUUUGGAAGACAUUCUGAAAUUCAAACUGACUUACAAUUUCCACAGAGUAAAAAUAAAGAGCAGGACGUUUUACAAGAAAAUUAUUCGCUGCUUGAAGAAUGUGAAAAAGGUUGUGAACAGGUCACGCAGGAAGGGGAGGAGGGGGAGGAAAGGCAGUGCACGGGGGGAAGACGACCGCUCUGGGAAGUGGGACGACCACGCGAACGUUAAUUACUCUUUUGUGUACCUCCUCAUCGGUUUGUUCAUGGAGUACACGUCCUUCUCCUUCACUCGGCCCAUUGUGAGCUUCUUCAAAAAUGAGAAGCUAGCCAAUCUGCACAGAGAGCUCAUCUCCCACCUGAGAGACUACACAGACGUCACUUUCAAGUACAUGAAAUUUUUUGCCUUGGACAUGAUGAAGGUUUAUGGCAACAUUUGGCUCCGAAAUGUGUUUACGACUGUCAAUUUGAAGAAAAUGGACGGUGCGGCUGGCGAGGUGGGGGGUGCGGCUGGCGAGGUGGGGGGUGCGGCUGGCGAGGUGGGAGGUGCGACUGGCGAGGUGGGAGGUGCGACCGACUUGGUGGGAGACCCAAAUGGGUGGAGGCGCCGACGCACUGUUAAAAGGAGCUCAGUAAAUACCGAAGUGACAGCGAAAGGUGGCCUGUCCACCACCACCAUAACGGCCACGACGACCACAGUGAUUACCCUCCACGCGGGGUGUAACUCCUGUAGGGAGGAUGGAGACUUAGACCAAAAGGACACACCGCAAGAAACUCAAAAGGAUGAUUUAAAGCGAAUAAAUGGUGUGAUGGACACCUACCGAAUGGAUACCCCUAAGGGGGAAUUGCAAAAUAGAUGCGUGUGUGUCCAGAAUGAGGAGGACCCCUGCCGCAAAGCAAAUGAUGAGUCGGUACCGUUGGAGAGCUGCACGAAAGGGGAGGAAAACCCAAAGCGGGGGGAGAAAUGGGAGGAGCAUUGCGAGGUGGUCUCUUUCAAAGGCGAAGCGAAAAAACAGGGCGAAGGCGCCGAUGGGGGGUUACCCGAGUCAACAGUACGAAAAACAGCCAAACUGAAAUAUCCUGCCAAAAUGAAAUCCCCUGCCAAACUGAAAUAUUCUGCCAAAAGGGAAUCGCCAAAUGGAUUGCAAAAGAACGCUAAAGGAAACCACUACGCGAAUGAAAAUUUCGUGGAUGCCACUCUCUUCAUGUUGUGUAAAUGCCUGAAGGUAUUCAAGGGAAGUGCCACACUUAGCACUCUGUUCGAUAUUUUGUUUCUUUCCUUCAUGCAUAGAAUUGAUGGCGAGAGACUGAAACGCUUUUUGGUGGAAAUGUACACCACAGAUAAGGAACUCAGCGGGUUGGUAACGAAAAUAAUUUUUAGGAGUAACUUACGAGAGGAAUGCUUCCGCAAUGUUUGUUUUUUGAAUUAUUUUUUGGGAAGGAGGGAGUCGCUGGAUGUUCUGCAUCUCGAUUUGGGUAGCUUGCUGGUCGGGCUGCAGAUCGGCUUGGCUGACGUGUGCGCAUUUUACCUCAGGGGGUUCAUGAGGAGAGUAAUUUCGGAGAAGGAGAGUACCAAGAGAAGGGUGCCUGUACGUGGAAAGGAGUCCAGGUGUUUGGAGUGGAGAGCACCAUCGGGGGAGAAGCAACAUGGUUACCGUUGUGACUACUGCGAGAGGGGUGCCUUUUCGGACGGCGCGCCCGCGGCGGGGAAGAAGACCAAGACCCGCACAUGGGGUUCCCUCAACGUAGAGGGGGAGGAAGCGAUAUCGAAGGGGGAGGAAGCGAUAUCGAAGGGGGAGGAAGUGAUAUCGAAGGGGGAGGAAGUGAUAUCCAAGUGGGAGGACGUCAAAUGGAGCGGAAACGCCGAGGAGGUGAUGCAGAAGUACCACCUGAUAACAGUUGAAGAUGGUACAAGUAUGCCCCCCUUUAAGGGCAUGAAGAAAUGCUCAUCGUCGAUCUGUGUGAAAGCGAACCAGAAGGAGCGUGCAGUGAUGGCAACGAAGUUAGAGAGUGUAAAAAUAAGAGAGAAUAAUUCAAUAGGAGAUAAUGACCCGUUGUUUAGUGAAAGAACAGCACAGCAUAUUUUGUGCGUCCUCUAUGAGCAGAGGAGGAUGCGAGACGUUCCGCUUGGCAGCGUAUUCGCCAGGAUCGAUGGGAGCAUAUUUGGUGAGUGCGCAUUUGAUGGGAGCACAGUUGAUGGGAGCGUAGUUGAUGGGAACGCAUUUGAUGGGAACACAUUUGAUGGGAACGCAUUUGAUGGGAACGCAUUUGAUGGGCGCGUGGGGGGAGGAAGGACAAAGGAGAGGCUACGAGACGAGAGGACCCCCCGGUGUGCGACAAAAGAACGCAUCCGAGAACGGUACGCAAAUAUCCUAAGUGGUGUGCUGAAGUGGAACAAAAAAAACAUUGCCUAUAAUAAAAGGAAAGAGGAGGGAAAGCAAAAGGCAUCUCUUAAGAGGAGAAGAAACAAGUACACAAAUAUUAUCAUAGAUGUGUAUCCUUUGAUUUUUCUCUCCCUGGCCAAGCUACUUAAAGGAACCAUAUGCAUUAACGAUGAUGUGAAGGACAAGUGCUUCGAUGUAAAGAAUGAGGAGCUUCCCGUCCAGCUGCAGAUCUCUGUGGAGUUAAAUAAAAACGAAGAGGCGCUAAAAAUUCACCAAACGGAAAUGAAGUCUUUCGAGAGGUCCAAAUGGCAGUACUCCUUUGUUAGGAGGUGUCCCUGUGGUGGGAUUCCAUCUCGUGAAGCCGCACGUUUUGAGGCCCCACCUGGUGAUGCCCCACCCCAUGCUCGCUCCGUAAGGGCAACGGACCCCAGGCCACCGCAACACCCCCUGGGAAGAACCACCUGCAGCCUAAACCUAGCAAUCAAACUUUUAUACAGAGAAAUCAAAACGGACUUUUUCAUUUUGAGUGAGUACUAUGACGAGAAGGUACACCUCUACCGGACGCUACUAAUUCUGUUGGUGUUGAAGUAUCUGUCGAGUGGCCUGAACUUAUCCUCCUUUCGAAGGAGGUUCGUUCUUUUUUUUACUCAGAGAUUGUUUCGCUUGCUAUGUUUCCGAGUGAUGUGUUUGUUUUUGUCCGAUGUGCAUCUGAGCAAGCUGACUAGUGAGGUGCUCGUCGUGGAUGACAAUUUCCUCGUGAAGAGCUACCAGGCGAAGCGGCAAAAGAGGAGGUGCCAAAGGCAGGGGCGUCACGUGGAGGGGUGCCAAAGGCAGAGGUGUCACGUGGAGGGGUGCCAAAGGCAGGGGUGUCACGUGGAGGGGUGCCAAAGGCAGAGGUGUCACGUGGAGGGUGCGCAACUCUCGCCACGCCGGAGUCGACUCUUCAAGAAGAAGUCCUACAACAGGUAUAAGAGGUACGCGGAGAACUUUCUCUUCAACGUGGAGUUUGUGCGCGACGGGGAGGUGGGCGGAGAGGAAGUAAGCGGAGCGAAGGUGGGCGGAUCGAAGGUAGGCAGCAUGGAGAUAGACGGAGCGGCGGUGGGCGGAGCGAAGGCGGGCGGAUCGAGGAGGCGCACCGUGUACAAGCCGUUCGUCCCGUUCGGAAGCCUCGUGAUGACGAAGAGGGAGAUCCUAAAGCUGAAGUUGCAACGCAGGGAGGACAUAAAAAAGGAUAACCUUUACAUAAAUAAGCACAUAUUGAAGGGAAAGUCGAAAAGUAAAAGCAAAGGAGGACCAGAAAUGGGGAACCAAGUGCCAAGUGAGGAGAAGAACUCCGUCCAGCUGUCGAUCGGGUCAAUAAUUCUCCUUAUGAACACCCUCCGAAACAACAGCAACUACUCUAGCAACAUCAAUUUUUAUUUAAGUCUAUUAAUAGACAAAUUUUUGGAGAAAAAAAAAUAUAUACAUGUGGACGACCAGUAUCUUGUGCAUAGCUACCUGGUGAAUCUACAGAACCCGUUGCAAACAAAUUUCAAAAAGGAGCUCUUCUGCAUGAGUGAAAAAAACAGCUGGAUAAAAAGGAAAAUUGAGCUGAUUAACAGUGGGUACAAAUUUAUUACCUCCUCAUCUAGGUUCCCCAUUUUUGAAUUUAUUUUCUACGAGUCGCUAAAGGUUUAUUUGACUUUUCUGCACAAAAAUGCAUUAGGAGCGUUGGUUUGUAAAAUGUCCAGAUUUAACAGCAUGUAUGCAGGGAUGAAUAAAAAUUUGCGUUUCGGGAUGAAGAUUAACCACCUGUUGUGUUGUAAGUUGAAUACGUUGCUCAUUGAGGAGCACUUAAAUAUGCGUUUGAAUAAAUAUCGUUCGAGUGUGACCUCUAUCCUUUCUGCUUGCAAAUUUUUGUUCAUCUCCAUGUUGGAUGAGAGUGAGCAUUGCGACUUGGCUGUUCCCCUCUCUGCGGGGCGCCCCCGGCAUGGGCAAACCCAACGGGUGGAAGAAGCGGGCCAGUUGCGCGAUAAGGAGCAGAUGAGCGAAGCGGGGCAGAUGAGCGAAGCGGGGCAGAUGAGCGUAACGGGGCAGAUGAGCGCAACGGAACAGCUGGACAAAACGGGGCAGAUGCGCCGAGUGUGCUUUUCCGCCGGGGGGGAUGACCCCAUGCUAGGCAGGCACAUGCUGAUCGGUGGGGAGCAAGCCGAACGGCAAGGACUCGAAGGGGGAGACGCGUAUCACAUGCGGGUAGGGCAGAGUAAUCCCAGGGGUGGCGGUUCGCAUGGGGAAGGGCCAAACGUAGCAAAUGUGAGAAGCGUGACAAACGUGAGGAGUGAGCCCUGUGUCGCCCCGCGGAAGUACAACCUGAACGAGAAAAGGUCCGGGAGACUGGUGGUUGGGAACUGCACUAGGGAUUGUGUAAAUACCGCCGUGGGAACCUUGCAGAGGGGUGAAGUGGGGAGAUCAGCUGAGGACAACAGUAGGGGGUGGACCCAGGGGGAGGAGCUAAUCACCCCCCAUUGGUGCAACUCCUACCGCGCCUCCCAUGUAACAAUCGAACGCUGCACCAAGUAUCGAAUUGAGCAUUACUAUAAGGACGAAGGAGCAAACGUCCCUAUCAAAAAAAAAGGAGCCAUCUAUAUGAAACCAAACGACGUGAACAAGCUAAUCAAUUCCUUCCAGCUAAUGAACAGAACCAUUUUGGACUGCACCGAUUUUAUUUACGAGUUAUACUUUGCCGGUGAUAGAGAUUCUUUUCCACAGGAGGAGAAAGAGAAACGGAACAGACACAUCUACACAUGGUUUGAGAGUUGCCUAAAUGUGUUGACUUUCGAAAAAUGGGUCGUCCAUCAGCUUUACAACAAAUUUGAUAACGUUUCCUGCAUCUAUAUGUUGAAGGAGAAAAAGAUAUUGGCUAGCCACGUGGUUAGAAUCGAUUCGCAGAUCCUGCGCGACAUUGCCAGGAUGCAGAAUUACUUUGAGGAUCGGUUCGAUGAGGUGAAGAAGGCUUGUUAUUGUCGUGCGGAUCGGGCAGGGAAGCAUGAAGAGAGUGAACCCAUAUGCACAGAAAAUGGCGCAUCUAAGUUAGAUGCACUGAGGGGACAAGAACCAAAUGGUGCAGAUGUGGCCGGACAGCUUUGUGGCAACGCGGAGGAGCUAGCCAAGCCUGAUGAGCUAGCCAAACCUGGCGAGGUAGCCAAACCUGAAGAGCUCAUUGAGGACUAUGAUGAGUUAAACUCUUUUAUCGACUUUGGGGAGGACAGAUCGUCCGGUAUGCUGCUACAAGGAAUGAAUGCGCGGGCCCUGCAGGGCCAAGUCGGCGAGGAUGUUCAACGACUGAAUGAGUACAAGGUGGACGAAGGGUGGCUCACCUACAUCCGAUCGUUGAUUUGA